AUGGUCUUGAUUGUUCAGGUCAGUGAAGCUGACAAUUCGUUGCCUUUGGACAUCCACAAUCAUGUUUUUCAACUUGUAGAGAAGGGAAACCAAGCUUUCAUUGAAUCUCGCUUUGAAGAGGCGAUUAGCAAUUAUUCAAAAGCCAAUUCUGUUAAGCCUCUUGACCCUGUUGUUCUAACCAAUAGAAGUGCUGCUUAUAUUAGAUUUGGCCAGUAUCUGAAGCAGAGAUCUGCAUCCAUUUCUGAAUAUAGACCUCUGAACGGUUUCGAUACGUCGAUGCUUAGUGAACUUGCUCUUAAGGAUGCUGAUAAGGUGACGAAUAUUCAGAGCAGUUCAGUGAAGUCAUAUAUAACAAAGGCCUGUGCACUCAUGUUGCUAGAAAGAUAUGAGGCAGCACGUGACACUAUCCUCUCAGGUCUACAGAUUGAUCCUUUUAGCGAUCCUCUCCGAUCCAAUCUUCAAGAAUUGGAGAAGGUUAUGCUGCCUACUUCGACGAGUAAGACUCAUGGAAAGACUGAGCGUUUUGAUGACUUUGAUUGCACUGUUUGCCUGAAAUUGCUGCCGAUCAUGCCUCUUUUCAGUCCAUGUUACUAUAUAUUGUGUUGCUUAUUUGAUGCUUUGUGGAAUAUAGGCAACAAAUGUCCAUUAUGCCGAACUGUCAUUUUUAUGACUCCAAGAACAUGCGCUGUCAGUGUGACACUGAAUAACAUCAUACAAAAAAACUUUCCAGAUGAGUAUGCUGAAAGGAAAUCAGAGCAAGAUACUUUGGUCCACUUAGGCAAUGAAAGUAUGCCUCUUUUUGUCAUUGAUGUCAUCAUAUCCUGUCAGAAGUUGUCUCUUCACAUUUUUGAACCAAGAUACCGACUGAUGGUGAGAAGAAUAAUGGAGGGAAACCAUCGGAUGGGAAUGGUAGCUCUUGAUUCUGCGACAGGUUCACCAGUGGAUGUUGCUUGCGAAGUCGAAAUCACAGAGUGUGAUCCACUCCCAGACGGACGUUUUGUCCUGGAGCUGGAAAGCCAUAGAAGGUGUCGCAUAGUAAAAGCUUGGGAUCAAGAUGGGUAUCGUGUUGCGGAGGUUGAAUGGGUCACAGAUCUACCACCACAAAGCGACCAAGAGAAAGCAGACCUGCGGGAACUGACGACUAGUGCAGCAUCAUUUGCUCGGGCAUGGCUAGAGAGAGCAAAGGAAGCAGCUAGACAUGGAGGUUGGAUAUAAAUUGGGUUGGGUUAUUUGUGGGUUGGACUGGGCUGGGUUAUUUUAUCCUACGUUAACAUCUCUACUGAUAUGGUCGAGUAUUACGGCGGAUUUUAAAAGGUAACAAGCGCACUGGGUAUGAAAUCAAACAUCUCAGAUAUGCUUGUAUGUGUGUGACCAUGCGACAUAAAUAUUUAACUAAGAACUUGACCCGUACAACCGUGCGUUUUUUUUCUUCAUUUUUU
Molecule: messenger RNA, 1439 nt
Organism: Brassica oleracea var. oleracea
Lineage: Eukaryota; Viridiplantae; Streptophyta; Magnoliopsida; Brassicales; Brassicaceae
Product: LON peptidase N-terminal domain and RING finger protein 1-like
Exons: 15
Coding region: 1-1215 (404 amino acids)
Molecular function (GO): protein binding
Source: RefSeq, a predicted model, not a curated record